CAAGGCGGACGUGAGCCUCUGUCGUUGCUGCCAUUCAAAAUGUACGCGAUCACAUUGGCUUCACCACCCAAAGCGUCUUUUUGCCACUAACUGUCGCCGUUGCCAAAUCAACCCAAAACAAGAGAGUCGGGGCCGCAGCCGCUCGGCGGCUCACUCGCGGUUCCGCCUGGUUCGCUUUGAUGGACUACAUGUCGUUGGUGAGCGGAAGAGUGAGACAGCGAGACUGACGCCCAAGCGGAGAUGCACACUUGGCUAACCGCGAGCUAACUAGCCGAGGCUACUAGCUUAUCAGCUGCUGACGCAAACGCGCACGAGCGCGCACAAACACACAGCAAGUGCAAACUUUAACGCAGCUCGCUAAACCCAAUUUGUUUGAGACUGGCACGAACGACCAGAAGUUGGGUUCGUUUCGGCUCGACUUGUAGGGAUGGUUUCCACUCACCUUCCGGUGUACCCGAAUGAAGUCGGUCCAUGAAGCUGAUUGGUUUGAUUGAAUUUGGGAAGUCAAACAAAAUCCGGUGAUGGAACCCUGACCAGAACCCCUGAGCCCUGCAUUGGAUGUGAUGAUGCCACAGCAAGGCGCUCACAAGUGAAGCAGCUCUUGGGCAAGAAGUUGUCAUGGCGAGCCGUAGGAAAUCCAGCACGCCAUGUAUGCUGCCGCCGCACUCAGACGGGGACGAUGCGGACCGGUGCGUGAACGACGGCGUCUCGGAGCCGUCGUCGGGAGGCUAUGACUGCAAAGACUACAAAACGCUCCAAUUGUUUGCUGAGCACGUUGACUCGGAGCACCCCGACUUGGUCGCUGACACGUCGUACAUCUGCGUAGAGUGCCACUAUCACGCCAGGAGCUACAACGCACUCGCGACUCACUACGCGCACCAUCACCCGGGCCAGGACCAGUUCACAGACACGACGGCGGCCACGCACGGCGACGAACCGGCCUCGGGGCCUCACUCGCCGGAGAGGGAGGAAGACGUGUGGCGUGAAGACGACGUCGGCCCUCAUGACGGGUGGGAUGAAGACGCCCGUUGUAAAGGGAUUGCCCUCAGCAAGACACCCAUCAUGAGGAGCCGAGCUGAGCCCAAGAAGUUUACCGCCUCACACAAAAUGGCCACCGAACACAUCAUCAAGGUGGAGAGCGACGAUGAGAUGGACAAGUACAACCAUUCGCCCGCUCUGUCGCCCGGCCCCAUGGCCCCCGUGACCGCUGCGCCCUCGCUGCUUCCUGUAUUUGCACCACUGCAAAUCCAGGCGGGGCUGCCGCCACAGAAUUUGGUGGUCAACGGCCCCAGCGUGCUCCACGUCAAUGGCGGCACCCUGCCUGCUGGGACCCUGGCUCAGGUCCUAUCCGCGUUGCAAAAUCAGAGGCAGCUCCUUAUUCCGAUCAGCAGUAUCCCGUCCUACAACGUGGCCAUGGACAACAAUGUCCUCCUGCUGGGCACCUACAACAGGUUUCCCUACCCGUCGUCGUCAGAGAUUGCGGCGCUGGCAUCGCAGACCAAGUUUGGCGAGGAGAACGUCAAAGUAUGGUUCUCCGCCCAGAGGCUGAAACAUGGCGUCAGCUGGACCCCGGAAGAGGUGGAGGAGGCGCGCCGGAAUAAGUCCAACGGCACCGUCCAGACGCUCCAUCAAAGCCUCCCACAAACCAUCACGGUCAUCCCCGCCAACAUGGCCGCCAACAUCUUCCAGACGUGUCAGAUCGUGGGCCAGCCGGGCCUGGUCCUGGCACAGGUGGGCAGCGGCGAGGGCGCCAAACUCCCUGCGGUGGCCCCGCUUACGCUCACCGUCGCUCCCGCCACCCAACCCAAAAGUGCAGAAGCCACCCCUGCUGAGCCCCCUGCGGAAAAGGCAUCCACCAUUUUAGACUCUGCCUUCAAACCCAAAAAGUCCAAAGAGCAGCUAGCAGAACUGAAGGCCAGCUACGGCCGGCGGCGCUUCGCUACCGACGCAGAGAUUUCCCGCCUGAUGCGGGUCACUGGGCUGUCCAAGCGCGCCAUCAAGAAGUGGUUCAGCGACACGCGAUACAACCAGAGGAACUCCAGGGACCUGCGCCACGACAGCGUGGCAGGCCGGGUCGGCGCCAACACUGACAAAGGUGCCAACGAAGGUGCUGACAAAGGCGCUGACACCGACAAAGGCGCUGACACCGACAAAGGCGCCGACGCUGACAAAGGUGCCGCCGCCAUCGUCAUAGACUCCAGCGACGACACGGGCGACUCCCCGCCAACAGCCGACCAGGGCUCGCCCCGCGCCUCCAGGGACCGCCGCACCAAACUACGCCACGCCUUCCCGGACUUCACACCACAGAAGUUUAAGGAAAAGACGUCGGGUCAGCUCCUUAUCCUGGAGUCCAGCUUCCACAAAUGUGACACGCCGUCCGACGACGAGCUCACGCGCUUGCGGGCACAGACCAAACUGACACGUCGCGAGGUGGAUGCCUGGUUCAGCGACAGGCGCAAGGGGGGCAAGGGGGAAGCCGGAGAAACCGGAAAAGAAGCUGGUGAAGCCGAAGAAACCAUGCCCCCCGCUGGCCGGAGAGUUCUGAAGAAAACUCCGGCGCAGCUGGACAUUCUGAAGAAAGCUUUUGUGCGCUCGCGUUGGCCCACAGCCCAAGAGUAUGACAAGAUGGCGCAGGACUGUGGCCUGCCUCGUAACUACGUGGUCAACUGGUUCGGGGACACACGCUACGCUGCCAAGAACAGCAACCUCAAGUGGUUUGACCACUACCACGGCGGCAAGGUGGACGAGGCCUCGCCGGAUGGAACCGCAAGGACGCCGAGGAAGUCCAGGAAGCGUUUCCGAGGUUGGUCCAGGAGGACACGACGGCCAUACGCUGGAAAACAGGACGUACAGACGCCCGGCAAGGGCAAAAGCGGCAAGGCCUUCCUAAGAGCCUACUUCCUCCAGCGGCCAGUUGUGAGCGAGGAGCACCUGAACGAUUUGGCGGCCAAGUCGGACAUGAGCGAGCAACAAAUCCGCCAGUGGUUCUCUGAGGUUGGACGUCGGGCGGCGGAGGGGAAGGACCCCUUCGACGACCGCCAACAACAAGGGCAGGAAGCCCGAGAGCGAGCGGCCGACGAAGGUGACCACCAGCGGCGCGAAGACGUGAUCCAGGAAGAGUCUCCUGGCCCAAACCAAUCCGAGUGUCAAACGUGAGCGCAGACUCGCUCGGUGCGGCGGGACACUUGGUGGCAGCCACCUGACGUCCGUCCGGGCUUCUUCUCCAGCUUUUCUCAAGGCCGGAUCCAGCCAAGUGCUGAAGUCGGAAAGGUUGCUUUGGUGUCAGGGUUUUUGUAAACAGUAAAUAUUUGGCCUGGCUCUUUGCCCAAAAAAAACCAUUCACUCCCGUUGCAAGCACUCUUGGAUGGUUUCGCACCAUCCAAGUUACUAUCACCAUCGGGUGACAGAACAUUUGACGGCAAGACAAGAUGAGGACACCGACAAUUGCCAGAGUAGUCGCCAACGUGGGAAAGCACUUGCUUGUCCUUGUUGGGCUUUUUUGUGCUUGCCUUCAUCUGCUCAAAUUUGCAAUGGGUUCUCUUUUUACCUGCGAGGCCACGUUCCUGCGUCAGGAAUUGUCGGAACGGGAGCGGCAUGACCAUCUCACAGGACUGUCAAGAGAAAAAUAGAAAUAUCACGAUGAGGGUAAUACAGAUGGCUGUCUGUCAAAUGCAACAAAAAGCACUUGACAGAAGUCCGACGCCAGAUUGUCGUCAUCUUUUUCUGCACGCUGAAGCUAUUAUCAGCACAAUAUUCGACUCGUUGGCUUUGGCCGCUCCCCGGGUUGUUUUCAAAGAUAACUGAAAAGCUACUCAGUCGUC
Molecule: messenger RNA, 3821 nt
Organism: Syngnathus acus (greater pipefish)
Lineage: Eukaryota; Metazoa; Chordata; Actinopteri; Syngnathiformes; Syngnathidae
Product: zinc fingers and homeoboxes protein 1-like
Exons: 6
Coding region: 619-3156 (845 amino acids)
Biological process (GO): regulation of transcription by RNA polymerase II
Cellular component (GO): nucleus
Molecular function (GO): DNA-binding transcription factor activity, RNA polymerase II-specific; DNA binding
Source: RefSeq, a predicted model, not a curated record